AUGGGAUUUCUACAAGAUGAUCGAGAAUUUAUCGAGGCAAUUAAAGAGGCACAUCUAUGGGGUUCGGGUCUAUUUUUACGCAAGUUAUUUGUGACGAUGUUGUUAUCUUCAUCCAUGAAUAGACCCGAACAUGUCUGGAGGAAGACUUGGAUGUUUUUAUCGGAUGGCAUUCUUUAUGAUCAACGGUUAUUGGCAAGAGACCCAGGUCUUACAAUGAGCGAUGCCGAGCUAAAAGACCGGACUCUAAUGGCAAUUGAAACACUCUUACAAAAUAAUAAUCGAAGCCUGAAAGAUUUCAAGACAAUGCCAUAUCCAAAAGAUUAUGUCGUCUCCUUUACAGGAAAUAGGCUACUCUAUGAUGAACGCCAAUAUGAUGUUGUUGCUCAACAACAGAUUUAUGAAAAUUUGUACUCUUCUCUUACAGAUAGGCAAAGAAGCAUUUUUGAGGAAAUCAUGAAUGCUGUAGAAAAGCAACAGGGCGGGGUAUUUUUUUUAUAUGGAUACGGUGGGACUGGUGGAAAAACAGCUCAUUCUAGAUUUAAGAUUCCUGUCCCUACCUUAGAAACUUCAAUUUGCAACAUUGAAAAAAAGGAUGAUCUUGCUGAGCUUCUCAAGAUGACAGAUCUAAUCAUAUGGAAUGAGGCUCCUAUGGCUAACAAGUUUUGCUUUGAAUCUCUGGACAAAUCCUUAAAGGAUAUUAUGAGUGGACCCACGAAGCCAUCUGAAACAGUGUUUGGAGGUAAGGUUGUUGUCUUUGGUGGUGACUUCAGACAAAUUCUCCCUGUUAUACCAAGAGGUACAAGAUCUGAUAUUAUCCAUGCCACAAUCAAUGCUUCUUAUAUUUGGGAUCAUUGUAGAGUAUUGAGGCUUACAAAGAACAUGCGCUUGCAAACAGGUCCACCUGAUUCUACAGUUGAUGACAUAAGGAGCUUUUCUGAGUGGAUUUUAAAUAUUGGAGAUGGGACCAUGUGUGAGCCAAAUGAUGGUUAUGCUGAUAUUUGUAUUUCAGAUGAGUUCUUAAUUUCUAACUUUUCUGAUCCAAUUAAGGCAAUUGUUGAAGAUACAUACCCUGAUCUCAUUCAUAAUUAUCUUGAUUCCAACUAUCUACAAAGUCGUGCGAUAUUGGCUUCAACAAUUGAAGUUGUUGACGAUAUAAAUCAAUAUAUCACAAACCUUCUUCCAGGAGAAGAGAAAGAAUACUUUAGUAGUGAUUCUAUUGAUAAAUCUGAUGCAACCACCUUUGAUGCGUAUGAGCACGUGACACCCGAGUUCCUAAAUGCUCUUAAAACUUCGGGAUUGCCUAACCAUUCAAUCAAGUUGAAAGUUGGGGCCACUAUCAUGUUGAUGCGCAACCUAGAUCAGUCUGAAGGAUUGUGCAAUGGUACAAGGCUUACUGUAACCAGGCUUGCUGCUCAUGUCAUAGAAGCUAAGAUCAUUUAUGGAAAAAAUAUUAGUAACCUCUUUUAUAUUCCUAGAAUGUCUUUGUCCCCAUCACAGUCCCCAUGGCCAUUUAAAUUGGUGAGACGCCAAUUUCCAAUUAUUGUUUCCUUUGCCAUGACUAUUAACAAGUCUCAAGGUCAAUCACUUGACAAUGUUGGAUUAUAUUUGCCAAAAGAGGUUUUUAGCCAUGGGCAAUUAUAUGUGGCUAUUUCAAGAGUCAAAUCCAAAAAGGGAUUAAGGAUUCUUAUUCAUGACAAAGACAAGGAACCUGUGAUCUCUACCACCAAUGUUGUAUUCAAGGAAGUCUUCCAUAACAUUUGA
Vicia villosa (hairy vetch) is the source of this 1761-nucleotide messenger RNA. RefSeq lists its product as uncharacterized. Lineage: Eukaryota; Viridiplantae; Streptophyta; Magnoliopsida; Fabales; Fabaceae. Gene Ontology annotation, molecular function: DNA helicase activity. Bases 1 to 1761 code for a protein of 586 amino acids. Gene Ontology annotation, biological process: DNA repair; telomere maintenance. The transcript has 5 exons. The record is from RefSeq and is a predicted model, not a curated record.